Glycine soja is the source of this 1872-nucleotide messenger RNA. RefSeq names its product transcription factor bHLH48-like. The coding region runs from base 335 to 1453 and encodes 372 amino acids. NCBI's taxonomy places the organism in Eukaryota, Viridiplantae, Streptophyta, Magnoliopsida, Fabales, Fabaceae. Gene Ontology annotation, cellular component: nucleus. The transcript is spliced from 7 exons. Gene Ontology annotation, molecular function: protein dimerization activity; DNA-binding transcription factor activity. Gene Ontology annotation, biological process: regulation of DNA-templated transcription. The record is from RefSeq and is a predicted model, not a curated record.
GCUGGAACCGUACUCGUAUGAUUCAACAGUAGUAGAGUAACCGUAGCGUAGCAACGUUGCUUUCGCAGUACUUCAAAUGGCCGAGAAGCAAUCUCAGAGACAGAAUCACAGAACCGGAGAGAAAGAGAAAGAAAGAGAGAGAGAAUUUCAUUGACCGCCAUUGAAGCUUUGCUUCUUCUAUCUCUCACUCAUAACAAAAUUCCCCACACACAUUCUUCAUUUUCUCAUUCUCUCCAAUUUCAACACUGUUACGGUUCAUAAUUCUUCCAAUUAAGACAAAAUUUGAGGUGUGUACGGUUCAAUUGGACCUUCUACGCUGCGUUUUGUUCGCUCAAUGGACCAAGCUCCGGGAGGAUUGCGCGGAUCCGUGCAUGACGGCGCUACGCUCGAGUCAAUUCAAUUCAACGAAGAAAUUCAGGGAAUCAUGGCGCCGGUGCCGGCGCCGGAAAACGCUAACUCGUUCACCGCGCUGCUUGAACUCCCGCCGACGCAGGCGGUGGAGCUCCUUCACUCGCCGGAAUCCGACAGCGCUCGGAAACCGCCUAAUUGCCACGUCAGCGCGAACCAGAAACCCUACCUGCCCAACUCUUUCGGCAGCAAUUUAACCUUCCCUUCCAACGCCGCCUUAAUCGAACGCGCCGCGAAGUUCUCUGUGUUCGCCGGCGAGAACUCGCCGCUUCCGCCGGAGGAGGCGUGCCUGGUUCCGGCCGGGACCGGUUCCGUUUCGAAUUUGGAUAGAGUGAAGAACGAGCCACAGGAGACCGAUUCGAACCCGUGCUCGAGCUCGAGGCUGGGUUGCAUUUCGGAUCCCGCGGUGGAGAACAACAAUCAGAGGACCGCCAAGAGAAAGGAGCGAGAGAAGAAGCUAACAGUUAAAGGAUCGUCGAAGAAGAGUAAAAGCAUCGCCGAUGAGACCUCCGGUGACGGCGAGAAGCUUCCUUACGUUCAUGUUCGAGUUCGUCGAGGUCAAGCCACUGAUAGCCAUAGCUUGGCAGAAAGGGCUAGGAGAGAGAAGAUCAACGCUCGCAUGAAGCUUUUGCAAGAGCUGGUCCCAGGCUGCGACAAGAUAUCAGGGACGGCAAUGGUUCUGGAUGAAAUCAUCAACCAUGUGCAAUCUCUACAGCGUCAAGUGGAGAUCUUAUCAAUGAAACUGGCAGCAGUUAACCCUAGAAUUGAUUUCAGCCUCGACAGUUUAUUGGCUACUGAUGGGGCAUCUCUAAUGGAUAAUAACUUACCUAGCAUGGUGACACCUCUCAUGUGGCCAGAAAUCCCACUCAAUGGCAACCGGCAGCAUUAUCAACAGCAGUGGCAAUUGGAUGCAUUCCACCAACCUCUCUGGGAGAGGGAAGAAGUCAACCAUAAUUUCAUGACUCCGGAAAACUCACUUUUGAGUUAUGACUCGUCGGCAAACUCAGCUUCUCUGCACUCAAAUCAAUUGAAGAUGGAGCUCUGAAAGCGUACAGAAGUCGUACCAGUAGCUAUUAGCCUAGUAGUGUAUAUAUCAAAUAUAGUAUUUGCAGUUAGCUGUGAUUUGAGUGGUCUCAACUCUCCAGAUUUAGCAGGGUUUCCAUGUCUUCUAUUUGUCAGAGGCGGUUGGAAACCUGGAUUUUCUUUGGCCCGGAAGUAAGAUGAAUAAUUGGCAUGCUAUUCUUAUAUAAAUUACUAUGUAUACUAACUAUAGGGUUUAUUCAAUCCAUGAGGUGAUUGAUUCAAGAUUGUAAAAUCAUAGAACGGACUGUUACUGAACUAUUAUCAUGGGAGUGAGUGCUUUGUUCAUUAAAUGCUACUCUUAGAUGAUUGGCUCUUUACGAGGAUUUUCCUGAACAAGCUACUUUAAUUCUGAAUUACUUACAGUAUUUUCUUUCUUUUGCA